GGUGGGGCAGCGCAUACGGGAUGAGAUCCUGGCGGUGCAGCACCGCAAUGGGUGCAAGGGCGGCAUGAUGGAGGAGUGGCACCAGAAGCUGCACAACAACACCAGCCCCGAUGAUGUGGUGAUCUGCCAGGCACUGCUGGACUACAUCGCAGCCGGUCUGGACCUGCGCGCCUAUUGGUCCACGCUGCACGCUGCCGGCAUCACAGCACAGCGGCUGGCCUCCUUCGACCGCCCCAUCCGCUCCGAGCCGCGCUUCAGCGGGCAGCAGGCGGCGGGGCUGCAGCGGGACCUGCGGGCGUACCUGCAGACUCUGCGUGCGGUGCACGGCGGGGACGACCUGCGCUCCGCUGCUGACAACGUGCUGGGCUUCGAGCAGCGGGACAUGAAGGGCUACCACAUCUCCGUCCCCCCCGUUCCCCAUGUCACCUCUCCGCAACUGGCCACCCACCUCCGAGCGCUGCUAGCCCUACAUGACCACCUGGCCACCGCUAACACCAACAACUCCGUGUCCACAGCAGCAGCAGCAUCCACAGCAACAUCCACAGCAACAUCCACAGCAGCAGAUGCUGCGUCAGCAACAUCAGCAGCAGCAGCAGGGCCGGUUGUCCGGCAUCGUAGUCUUCAUCGUCCUGCUGACGUGGCCUCGUUGUGCGGCUUGCCUGGUGCCGUGCGGUUUAUGGAGAUGGCGGUGGAGGCGCGGCACUUGAUAAGGCCCUUCUUGGAUGGCGGGGAGGCGGCGUGUGGAGGCAGGCUGGUGGAUGUGGUUUUCCUGGACCUAGCGCUCGAAAGCGCCCUCCGUACGACACUGGAGGGUCAGAUGACCGCUAUACGGCAGCUAGUGGCGGAGGCGACCCAGCCGUACAUUGCCUCUUCUACUGCUGCUGCUGCUUCACAUGCGGCCCAUGUUGGCAGCAAUGGCAGCAGCAGCGGUCUGGGGCAGCAGCGUCGCCCCCCACCGGCUGCACCGGUUGCAGAGGCACAAGCGGCUGCGGAUGCGCUGAGCCAGGUUCUGGAGGUGCUGCGUGCGGCGGUGGAGGCGGUCGCACUGAGCAGCUGCCCCAAUGACGACCUAGUGGCAGCCAACAAGUGGCUCCGACUGCUGGCGACACAGGCGGACCCACGGGACGCUCGCGACCGCAUGUUGCAGACGCUGGCGCUGCUAGAGCGGCUGCAGCGGGCGGUGGCGGCGCAGGCGGUUGCACUGCUGGGCCUGCUGCAGCCGGCGGCGGAGCAGCUGGGGGGCAGGCUGGGAGUCAGGCAGGAGUCCCUGCCCCAUGCGGGCGAGGAGGCGGUACGGGGCGGUCCCGCUGCCCCGCUGGCGCAGCUGCUGGCGCUGUUGGAGCCGCCGCUGAGGAGGGCCACCGGGGGGAGCGUGUGGCAGAUCAUCAGCCGUGGUGGUGGCGAUGGCUCCGGAACCGGCGACAGCGGUGGCGGCAACAACACCGUGUUAGCCGGCUGGUUGCGAGAGGAGCCGCAUCUCGCUGCCGUACAACACGAGAUCAUGACUCAUCAGCCCACCGUACUGCUGGUGGACGGCAUCACAGGCUCCGAGGAGAUACCGCAGGGCUGUGUGGCG
This is a messenger RNA of Astrephomene gubernaculifera, 1576 nucleotides long. NCBI's taxonomy places the organism in Eukaryota, Viridiplantae, Chlorophyta, Chlorophyceae, Chlamydomonadales, Astrephomenaceae. The record is from the annotation of a GenBank genome assembly.